Nakaseomyces glabratus is the source of this 417-nucleotide messenger RNA. It is a transcript of the gene RPS14B, whose product is annotated as 40S ribosomal protein uS11. Gene Ontology annotation, biological process: translation; ribosomal small subunit assembly. Gene Ontology annotation, cellular component: ribosome; cytosolic small ribosomal subunit. Lineage: Eukaryota; Fungi; Ascomycota; Saccharomycetes; Saccharomycetales; Saccharomycetaceae. Gene Ontology annotation, molecular function: structural constituent of ribosome. The record is from RefSeq and is a predicted model, not a curated record.
AUGGCUAAAGACCUUGUUCAAUCCCGUGACGCUUCCCAAGUCUUUGGUGUUGCUAGAAUCUACGCUUCCUUCAACGAUACUUUCGUGCAUGUUACCGACCUGUCUGGUAGAGAAACCAUCUCCAGAGUCACUGGUGGUAUGAAGGUUAAGGCUGACAGAGAUGAGUCCUCUCCUUACGCUGCUAUGUUGGCCGCCCAAGAUGUUGCCGCUAAGUGUUUGGAAGUCGGUAUUACUGCUGUCCAUGUUAAGAUCAGAGCCACUGGUGGUACUAGAACCAAGACCCCAGGCCCUGGUGGUCAAGCCGCUUUGAGAGCUUUGGCUAGAUCUGGUUUGAGAAUUGGUAGAAUCGAAGACGUUACUCCAGUUCCAUCCGAUUCCACCAGAAAGAAGGGUGGUAGAAGAGGUAGAAGAUUGUGA